UAUUUUUGUUAAUCUUUUUAGCACUUCAAUUUAUAGAAUAACAGUGUCUUAAUUUUUAUCUAUAAAGUAGGCUUAUUNUGAAUAAAUUGACUUUUAUAUAAUUGAUUUAAUUAAAUAAUUGACGCAUUAUAAUUUAAGAAUGAAUUUAUUCUAAUUUUGGGAAUAAAAGCAGAAUUAAAUUCCUGAAUAUUUGAUUAAUAAAUGAACAAAUUAAUUAUAGUUGUACUUCUUGGAUUGGCAUCUGCAUAAUUGCAAAGUGUUUAAACCCUAAAUGUUACUUAAUAUUUAGGUAACUGGUAUGAAGUAGCCAGUAGUCCUUGGGUUCAUUUAACAUUUGAAAAAGAUGCUUAUUGCACUAGAGCUACUUAUGGUUUAUAAUCAGAUGGAAAUUUAAGUGUUUUAAAUAUGGAGAGAUAUGGAUCUCCUACAGGUGAAGUGAAAGAAAUAACUGGUUAUGCUUACAUUCCAAAUCCAGAAUAACCAGGUUAAUUAAAAGUACAUUUAGAUGGAGCACCAUUUGAAUAUGCUGAUUAUUGGAUUGUUUAAUUAGGACCAGUCAAAAAUGACUAAUAUUAAUGGGUUAUUGUAAGUGAACCAACUAAAUUCUUUAUGUGGGUAUUAGCCAGAGAUCCAGUUGAAUACAACUUAUUGUAUGCAACAUAAGUCUAGAAUACAGUAUCUAAUACUCUAUAAUUCGAUGGACGUUUCAAUUAAUAUGUAGCUAGACCAUGGACUGGAUGUAUUCCAUAUGGUGAUGCUUAAUGAACAACAUUUGAUAUCAUUAUAUAUAAAUUAAGACUUAUUAGUUCUCAAG
Messenger RNA from Paramecium sonneborni, 814 nucleotides. NCBI's taxonomy places the organism in Eukaryota, Ciliophora, Oligohymenophorea, Peniculida, Parameciidae. The record is from the annotation of a GenBank genome assembly.